AGCGUUUGUAUCGUUGAAGAGCAUUUUUCUUCUCGAUGUCGCACUAUUUAUUCCCUAGUCGUGGUGAUAUGCCCAACAGUCGACCAAAUGUUGUCAUGUUUAGACGGAUCAUUUUUACAAGCCUCGCUUUUACUUUUCUAACAGUACUAUGUUUUAUAACUUUGACAGUAAAUGGAACACUAAAUAUUUGGUUUUCUCGAAGUGGAAGUACCUCUGAAAGUCUGUUUUCGUUGUCCUCGUUUGAUAGCGAUAUCCACUUUGAAAACUUGAGGUUAAGAAGAUCUACAUCUAAGCUUGAUGUAAGAAUCGCAUACUUCAUUCAGGUCUCAACGUCCAAUUUGCACUUGUUUCCGAGGUUGCUCUGUAACUUAUACGAUACGGAACACGUUUAUGCCGUUCAUUUUGAUUGUCCUUGUAACCAAUCUGCUGUGGAUAGUAUCGUCAAAGCGAUAGAACUAGGCAACUUCCCUAAUAUUCAUAUUAUCCCACAUGAGACUCUAACAUAUUCAGGGAUAUCGCUUGUACUGAAUACUUUAUCAGCCAUGACGGUCCUUUUGAAAUAUCCUGCAGGAACUUCGAACCAGAAAGAAUGGGAUUUCUUUAUAAACUUGAGUGGUUCAGACUAUCCUUUGCUGACUCCUUGUGACCAGGCGAAGGUGCUUGGAGAAGCUCUGAGCAUGAUUCACAACUCGACGAUCAAUUUUCUUCAAAUGUUUGAACACCAUGAUUCAGAUUACAGAAGAUCGCUUUUAUAUUUGGACCCUGCUUUAACUAUGAAUAGCCUCGUCUCUGAAAACUGCAAGGAGAGAGAGGCGUUGAAACCUGUUCAAGUACAUCCAUUUCAGCAUAACUUUAACUUCACGUUAUAUAAGGCAGAGGCUUGGAUGAUUCUUUCUCGAGAAACAGUAAAAUAUCUUACCUGUGAAUCUUUCCCUCGAUGGAUGCUGGCUUCUUUUGUAAAUACUGUUUCUUCUCCUGAGCAUUACUUUGUAACAGUAUUGAAAAGCUCAUCAAUUUGGAAGAAUACAAUAUACCCAUUUGCAUUUCGUUAUGUGCGUUGGAUACAUCCAAAACUGCCAAGAGUCAGUACUCAGCAUCCAUUUGAGUUGGACCUUCAUGAAGAUCUAUUCUGGGACGAUAUCUAUGAGUCCGGUUGUUGGUUUGCUAGAAAAUUUUCCCAGCAGGACAGUCUGCUUCAGUCACGAAUCGACUCCGAAAUAGCGGGACUCAACUCUACCCUCUUGAAAGAUCUUUUUCAAUCGGUUACACUUGAAAAGUCAUUCUCUAUUGAAUUGCUGUCAAAGAAGAAACAGUUUUUAGAAGACAGAAGCUUGAGAAAAUAUUUCUGUUCCAGUCCCACUAGUCUCUCGUAUCAUUUAAAUAGAAGUUUAGAAACUAUGCGAGCAUUGAUAACAAGACAUUUUUCUGUAAUCAUAUAAAUUUUACUUUUCAUAAACAUCUUUGUGCUUUU
Messenger RNA from Galdieria sulphuraria, 1471 nucleotides. RefSeq names its product N-acetylglucosaminyltransferase. Gene Ontology annotation, cellular component: membrane. The transcript is spliced from 2 exons. Lineage: Eukaryota; Rhodophyta; Bangiophyceae; Galdieriales; Galdieriaceae. Gene Ontology annotation, molecular function: glucuronosyltransferase activity. Bases 36 to 1439 code for a protein of 467 amino acids. The record is from RefSeq and is a predicted model, not a curated record.